AUGUGUUCAAACAUCGGAAUAAAUCUAGUGUUGGCUAUAAUUUGUAUUAAUAUUAUAGCGAAUAGUCAUUGCAUUGAAUAUAACGUUAAAAAUGCUAACAAUGUUAUCAUUCUGUUUGCCGAUGACGCGGGUCUUGAGACUCCUGUAUAUAAUAAUACUGUUUGCAAAACACCAAACAUAGAAAAUUUAGCCAAAAGGAGUGUUAUAUUCACCGAAGCGUUUACAUCUGUGAGCUCAUGCUCUCCAAGUCGUUCAACACUCCUGACUGGUCUACCGUCCCAUCAAAACGGGAUGUAUGGACUCCAUCAAAGUGUCCAUAACUUCAACUCAUUUGAUUCAGUUAAAAGUUUACCAAACAUUUUGAGUCAGUACAACAUACGCACCGGUAUAAUUGGUAAGAAACACGUCGGUCCACAACAGGUCUAUACAUUUGACUUUGAAUACACUGAAGAAAACUAUCCAAUUAAUCAAAUCGCAAGAAAUAUAACUAACAUUAAAAAUUUAGUCCAUCUUUUUCUUAAUGAUAACGACACCAGACCUUUUUUAUUAUACAUUGCAUUUCAUGACCCUCACCGCUGCGGUCACAUUACUCCACAAUUUGGCAAUUUUUGCGAAAAGUUUGGAAAUGGAGAAAAAGGAAUGGGAUUAAUACCCGAUUGGAAACCCGUUUAUUAUUCUGUCAAUGAUAUAAAAGUUGCCUAUUAUUUACCCGACACCAGACCUGUCAAAGAGGAUAUAAGUGCUCAAUACACUACAAUAAGUCGAUUAGAUCAGGGGAUUGGAUUAAUUAUCAAUGAACUGCAAGAGUCUGGUCUAUUAAAUAAUACAUUAAUCAUAUAUUCAUCAGACAAUGGACCGCCAUUUCCAAUGGGAAGAACCAAUUUAUAUGACCCCGGAGUCAGAGAACCUCUUCUUAUAUCUAAUCCAUUAAAGCCUGAAAUGUGGAAUAAGCACAUCUCAACUCCAGCAACUCUAUUAGAUGUAGUUCCCACUAUACUUGACUGGUUUGAUAUACCAAUUCCCAAAUACAAACUUUUUGGUAAAAAAGUUUAUUACACAGGAAAGUCAUUACUUCCAUAUACAGCACAGGAUAUCAAUGAAGAAGAUCGGGAUGUAUAUGGAAGUCAUACUUUUCACGAGAUAACAAUGUAUUAUCCCAUGCGGUCUAUCCGUACUUCAAGAUAUAAGCUGAUCCACAAUAUUAAUCAUUACUCUCCAUAUGGUAUCGAUCAGGAUCUAUAUCUUUCUCCAACAUUUCAAUAUAUAUUGAACAGAACUCAUCAGUUGUUACCAAUUUAUUGGUUUAAAACUUUACAACAAUAUUAUUAUAGGCAAGAGUUUGAGUUAUUUGAUUUGAAAUAUGAUUCAAUAGAAGCCAAAAACAUAUACUCUUACAUGAAAUAUAAUAAUAUAACUAAAAAUUUGAAGAAUAAAUUGAAGAAAUGGAGAACCAUUACAAACGAUCCAUUCAUAUGUUCACCACAUUAUGUAUUGCAAGACACAGGAGAUUAUAAAUCUCAUCCAAAAUGUUUGCCAUUAUUUAAUCAAAAAAUUCAUAAAGAAAUUGAUAUCACAUUGAAUUAG
Molecule: messenger RNA, 1584 nt
Organism: Oppia nitens
Lineage: Eukaryota; Metazoa; Arthropoda; Arachnida; Sarcoptiformes; Oppiidae
Gene: Sgsh
Product: N-sulphoglucosamine sulphohydrolase-like
Exons: 8
Coding region: 1-1584 (527 amino acids)
Biological process (GO): heparan sulfate proteoglycan catabolic process; glycosaminoglycan catabolic process
Molecular function (GO): N-sulfoglucosamine sulfohydrolase activity
Source: RefSeq, a predicted model, not a curated record